UUCAGAUGUUAAGUCAUUGGGUAAUUACAGCAGCAGCCCAGAAACGAUGUCUUGGAAACUGAUCUUUUAUUACCAUUGAGGACGGAGAUCUUAAUAAAUCUUUGGUGAGAAUGUCAAAUGCGUACAGAGAAAUACUACAGUGAAUCUGCUUAUCCGUGUCCACCAUCAACAAUAUGACUCGAGUAUAUGAUAUCUUCAGCAAUGUCUUUGUCAAGUCUGGACGCUUGCAUAGUAAUUCUUGGAACAGAAGAUAGAUCACAGGAAAAAGGCUUUCAUGUCAGCUCCAGCUCAUAUCAUCUGAGUCCUACGUCCUAUGUGUAAAGUGUCUUCAAUGAAAAGCAGCCAUCACUCAACUCCUGAGAGGCAACUAUGGGCUACAUCAGAGUUAGGUUCCGGUGACAUGGCUAAAUGCACCAAGAAGGUCAGGAUCAUCGGGAAAUAUGGGACCCGCUAUGGUGCCUCCUUCCGGAAAAUGGUGAAGAAAAUUGAAAUCAGCCAGCACGCCAAGUACACAUGCUCCUUCUGUGGCAAGACCAAGAUGACGAGACGAGCCGUCGGCAUCUGGCACUGUGGCUCCUUCAUGAAAACAGUGGCUGGCGGGGCCUGGACCUACAACAUGACUUCUGCCGUCACAGGAAGUCUGCCAUCAGAAGACUGAAGGAACUGAAAGACCAGUGAAAGUGCUACCAUUUGAUACCCAAGCCCACUCAAUAGCGCACAGCCAACUAAAUAAAUGGGUUAAUUUACAUAACAGUUAAAAAAAUUUCUGUACAAUAUAUUUUGAUCAUAUUCUUUUCCUUCCCCAAUUCCUCCAAGAUUCUCCCUACCUCCUUUCCCACCCAACUCCAUUUUCCCCCAACCACCAUUGUACCCAUCUCUCUGACUCUGUCUUUCUCUCAAAAAAACAAACACCAGAGAAAACAACAAUCAAAACAGAGGCAUGUUUUGGUUGAGGUUCCUCUUCCACGAUGACUCCAACUUGGGUCAUGAUGACA
This is a messenger RNA of Microtus oregoni (creeping vole), 995 nucleotides long. Its product is annotated as 60S ribosomal protein L37a-like. Gene Ontology annotation, biological process: translation. Gene Ontology annotation, molecular function: structural constituent of ribosome. The record is from RefSeq and is a predicted model, not a curated record. The coding region runs from base 314 to 658 and encodes 114 amino acids. Gene Ontology annotation, cellular component: ribosome. Lineage: Eukaryota; Metazoa; Chordata; Mammalia; Rodentia; Cricetidae. The transcript is spliced from 5 exons.